This is a messenger RNA of Chara braunii, 719 nucleotides long. The record is from the annotation of a GenBank genome assembly. NCBI's taxonomy places the organism in Eukaryota, Viridiplantae, Streptophyta, Charophyceae, Charales, Characeae.
UCGCACAGGGACGAAGUGCGAGAAGCUUGAUAAAAACGAUGAGAUGAAAGCGUGGGUUACUACUACGCUUGGGGAGUCGCUAAAACUGAUUACGGAGAAAAUCGAGGAAGUGGAUAAGAAGUCGAAAUUGACUUCAGGAGAGAAGGAAGAGCUGGAGCGUCUCCGGAAGGAGAAAUCACGCUCAGAAAAGGCGAGCUUGGACUCUACGAGUAGUGAGAAGCGAAAGAGGGGUGGGGAGCAAACACCGGUGAUUAACUCUCCCUCGGCGAAUCGAGUCAAGACUCGAUCACGGGGAAGUGUAAAGGUUAAAUCUUGGUCAAAAAGGAUAGAUGUUUCAUCGGACGAGGAAGGACAAGUUGGAGUGAAGCAAAAUCUCCAAGCCAAAAUGGAAGGGAGCAGUGAGUUGAGCGAUAUAAAGAAGAUGCUCGCAGCACUCAUGCAAGGGCUGGAAGACAAGAAAGGGAAGACGAAAGUGGUCGUGCCAAGGGUAACCAAGAAUGGACCAGUCGACGGAGAUGACGUGGACCUGGUGCAGAAUGCCUCAUGCGCAGAGGAUGAGGAAGAAAUCGACGAAGGUGGCCUCGCUGCUUACAUGAAGAUCCGCCUGGACUUCUACCAAUCUCUGCACCACUCGAGGGUGCAAGAGAUGUGUAAGCAAAAAGGGAUAUAGUACUAUCGAAAAGAAAUGGGAGCAUGGGAGCUCGCAAGGCUGGACCUCC